AUGUUUUCCUCAUAUCUUCUUGGUUGUCCACAUCUUCCUUUAUCCAACACUUUUAAAAACGGAUUCGAUUUUUUCUUUCUUUCUCUAGUAAUCAUGGACCCUUCAAAAGAUAAAGAUGAUGCCUUUGUAGAGAUGUCGCUUAAGUCUUACGAAGGUGAUUCUUUAGGCAAAGACAAGCUCAAAGAAACCAAGGAACCAAUGCUCUCCAGCCACAAUGCCAAUUCUUCGAAACGCAUUCGAACUGCCAGCACAUUGGAUGAGGUACGCUGUGGAAUCGGAGGUUGCUACCUUCAAUGCUGUCGUAUAUGCGCCAAAUUGUCUGUCUUCACAGCCAUCUGCUCCCUGUCAUCGCUCUUCUCCCACGCGAUUACCAUGUACAUAUCGUCUCAAAUUCCCGUCUUGGAGAAACAAUUUCACUUGCGUAGUUCAAAAAGCGGCUUCAUUAUAAGUUGCAACGAGAUCGGCUUCUUGUUAAUGUUCUUAAAAGUAAUUUCUUUGAAUUGGCACAUUAGAUGCUUCAUGGCUUGUUGCUUUUUUGUUUUUUGA
Acanthosepion pharaonis is the source of this 546-nucleotide messenger RNA. The record is from the annotation of a GenBank genome assembly. Lineage: Eukaryota; Metazoa; Mollusca; Cephalopoda; Sepiida; Sepiidae.